AUGCGCUUCUCACUCCCAUCCCUGGCCCUCGUCGCCGCCGCAACCGCCAUCCCAACAUCAUCACCACCAUCAACCCGCGACCUCUCCCACAACGACUUCUCCUGCAAAUCCUCCCGCAACCCGGUCGUCCUCCUCCACGGCCUCGGCGCAACUUACUACGAAGACCUCAACUUCCUCGAAACCUGGCUCAAAACCAAAGGCUUCUGCACCUUCUCCCUCACCUACGGCGACUACCCCAACUUCCCCCUCGUCGGCGGUCUCCAGCCCAUCGCCCAAUCAUCCCAAGAAAUCGCCGCCUUUGUCAAAGACGUCCAGCAAAAGACGGGCUCUCCCAAAGUCGACCUGGUAGGCCACUCCGAGGGCGCAUUCCAGUCCCUCUACACGACCAAGUUCGGCGGCAUUUCGUCCAUCAUUGACACCAUUGUUGCGAUUGCGCCGCCUACACAUGGGACUUCCUUCGGGGGACUGUACAAGCUCGCGCAGCUUUUGGGCAUAGACAACGGCGUCAACGACAUUUUGAAGACGUUUGGGUGCAAGGCGUGCGCGGACUUGGUUACCGGUGGUGCGGCGAUCCAGAAAUUGAAUGAUGGGCAGCCGAUUGUGCAGCAGGGCACGACGGUGACGGUCAUUGCGAGCAAGUAUGAUGAGUUGGUUACGCCGACCAAGACGUCGUUUAUUGAUGAGGAGGGCGUGAAUAAUAUCUACGUGCAGGAUUAUUGUCCGUUGGAUCCGGUGGGACAUAUUGGCGAGGCGUAUGAUUUGAAUGUGUGGAAUUUGGUGUUGAAUUCGUUGGAGAAGAAGGUUGGGAGGAAGUUUUUCUGUCUGUUGGGAUCACCGGGGAAGUAG
Messenger RNA from Pochonia chlamydosporia 170, 846 nucleotides. RefSeq names its product lipase. The coding region runs from base 1 to 846 and encodes 281 amino acids. Gene Ontology annotation, molecular function: lipase activity. NCBI's taxonomy places the organism in Eukaryota, Fungi, Ascomycota, Sordariomycetes, Hypocreales, Clavicipitaceae. The transcript has a single exon. Gene Ontology annotation, biological process: lipid catabolic process. The record is from RefSeq and is a predicted model, not a curated record.